AGGGCCCUCUAAGGAUAAUUCCGGGCUUCAUAUUAAACAUAAAAUCCUGUGAGCUGUGAGAGGAUUAGGAGAAAAUAAUACAGUGCCCAGCAACAUGGUGACACCUCCUAUUGCUACUAAGUGGCUUGCAUUAAAAACGUGAUAGUUCAUGCUAACAACAUGAAGUGCUAUGUAACAGGUAGAUUAUAAUGUUUUUGUUGUGUACGCUUUUUACGUGAUAUCAGUGGAUGGAAACGGCGCUCUGUGAUAAGUUGACUGCAUCAUAUACUUUUUGACCAUUGCAACAAUACUGGGAACUGGAAUCUUAGGUCUUCCGGUGACGAUAGCCCAUGCUGGACUCGUGCCUUUCCUGUUCUCCUUUAUCGUUGGCUUCUUCGUCCAGGCUUUGCUCAUCUACCUGUUUGUGGAGCUUCUUCAGAAAUGUCAGGUGGUGCAGCUGGAAUCUCUGAAGACAGGUGUUGCAGAGUGUAUUGCCAUGGAUCGGGUGGGUGUGGAGGACCCAGCCUGCACGGAGGAGGAAGACGACGACAGUGAAAAUGCAGAAGCAGAUACAGGGUUACUGCAGCCGGAUGCAGCAGCUCUGCACGACCGGGCCGACGGUCUGCAGCCGAACCUCCAUCUGCUCGGUCGACUCUUCCUCUCCCGGCCCAUGAGCCACGCUUUCAACUGCGUGCUCCUCUUCCAGUUCAUUUCAAUUGGAAUUAGUUAUGUCCUGGCUGGCAGUGAGGCCUACGCUGCACUUCUUAAUAUCAGCCACAUCUAUGUGAUCCCAGUCUUCACCUGGACCCUGACUCUUGCUAUUUUAUUGGCUCACACAGUCAUUCAGCCAAUCACUUCACUGCUGACCCUCCUGAAAGGAGUCCUCCUCAUUGUCACGGUGGCUGUGACAUUUGCAGUGGGGUCAGAGGUCGGCCUUCAGAGCAGCAGUGACUUCAGUCAGAUGGGGAAACCUUUCCUAAUGGGCACAGUGGCUCUGGGUGGGAUUGUAAACGUGAUGCCUCUGCUUUUCUCGCAGAUCUCACACAACAAAACGCAGAUCCUGUGGUUUCGGAGGGCGGUGAUCGGAGGCCUGACAACCUGCACUGUGCUCAACAUCCUCUGGUGCUGGGCAGUGCUGGAAAUUGUCCCGCAGACAUCAUUACCAGAGAGGAGGAUGGCAGCUGAAAAGACAACCAGGCCCGACUACAGCAGCCCCUCUGGUCCUCCGUCCACAGUCUCCUCACAGCUGUACAGUAACAUCUCGCUAGAAGAGUCAGAGAAAGCAGGAGAGAUUGCCACUAUUCCACUGACUAAGAUCAUUAAUGAACGUUACAGGGCGUAUUCCUGGGUGGCUGAGCUGAUCCAGGUGUUCAUAGCCAUCAGCGUCACCGUGUCCUUCCUGGUCAUGGGAUCUGCUAUGAAGCACACCAUUGAUGGUCUGGUGAGCUCGCUGUGGAGCAGCAGGCUGGAGUGGCUGACUAAAGUCUGGGAGCCAAAGUUGCCAAAUAAACAGCACAUCUGCUCAGCACGAAGCAUGGCCAAAGGAUUCAUGUCACUGCUCGGAUUCAUUGUCAUCUUUAUUGUGUCGGUGUGUGAUCCCAGGGGUUUUGUUGUCAUGUUGGACAAAGUUGUGUCGUUCUCCCUCAACACUGAAGUGGGACUGUUUGUCUUCAUCAUGCUGAGAGAAUCCAGAGAGGACAGAUUCCAACAGCUCGCUGUCCCUCUGCCACUGGGUGACUGCGUGUUCAGCCUUAGCUGGUUGCUGCCCACCUACUUCCUGUUUGCAGUAACCUACGACGUCCUGCAGACCCUGGCGGAUCUGGCUCAUUAUCUGCAUUUCUACAGCCGCGAUGAGGAGCCACACGUUUACAAUCUGACGGGGAGCUUAGCAGCGGCCAAUCUGUCCGCCCUGCUCUGACCCUAAGCAGCUAGUUAACACACACACACCGGUAGGAGCUGAAGUUGCCAAAAUGACCAGCUUAACGCCUUUGUGUUUUUGUUUUUUUUUUUGCACUGCACUUUCCCUUAAAUCAUGUAUCAAUCUAACAGGAAGAGCUGCAGGGGGCGCUCUUUUAUCUCCCCAUCCUUGCUACAGUAACUACACAGUAGAGAUCAAAAUUUUUUAUCCAAAAUGAAACAAAAAUGUUCCUGUACUGUUAACUGCAGCGAUCAAAAUUAGAGAAAAGUUGCUGUUGGCAUAAAAUGAGAUAUUUAAAAAUGAAAUUAGUGAUAAUAACAGAUUAGAAAAACCAGUAAGAAGCCAUUUUAAUGGGAAUGACCAGCAGAUCUGCACCUGUGGAUGUUACCAGAGCCUCUUUUCCUCAGUCCAGUAAUUGUGGAUUUUUUAGCCAUAACAUCGUCCUCAGCAGUCAUCCAGAGGUUCUCGAUUGGGUUCAGAUCAGGACUCCGGGUUAGCCGUUUCAUUAUUUCAGUCUUAGCAGCUGUGAGGAAGUGCUUUACCGGUUCUGCGGGGUGAUUCAGGAGUAUUGUCUUGCAUAAAUAUUGUUGGCUGAUUAGGAGCUGAUGUCAGGGAGGGAGUAAUCUGUGGUUGAAGGAGCUUCUGCUAAACAUUAGCAUUCACCUUGCUGAGGGGCUCAACCUUUGCUGCAGAAAGCAGCCACCCUCCAUCAUCUUCCCUCCCCAAACUCAACCGGCAGGUGUGGGUGCGUGACGCUUCUGAACCAGCUAAAAUCAAACUCAUUAAAGUGACGUGGACCAGGUCUUCUGUUCCUCAGCAGAUUUCAGUCAAGCCUUCUGAUUGGUCGCUGCAGAGCAGCCGUUCGGGUGCAGAGAUGCUAACAAAGACCCUUCUGCCUGUUCAGCAGUGAUUUGGCAAAUGACUCGAGCUCCAGCCCCGAAUCAAACCCGAGGCUUUCAUGCUGCUCUCCUUUGCAUUCGUCUGAUAUGGAUGACGAGCGUUUUCGCUGUAAAAUGCUAGAAUAUUCUAGCAGUCGGUGCUCUUUGAACCAGCCACCAUCAACAACCAGCAAUUCUCCAACUUUCAAAAUGAUUUUCCAGUUUUAUAGGAUCUGUCAGAUCCCAGAGGAUCCCGGAGAACUAGUCUUGAUCACAGGUCUUUUUAGAAACUCAUUAAAGAUCAUUUUUUGUGCUUCAGUAGCAUCCCCUUUAUUCCUGAUCACUUUAAAUUGGAAACAGCCUCGACUUGGUUCUCUAAUUUUGAUCUCUACUGUACAAUAGCACAAUUUUUCAUGGCUGUGUUUAGUUUGUAUUCAGCUGAGCUUUUGAGCUCUCUUUUAAACUGAGAGUUAAACUUCCUGUUAGCCGGGCUGCAGUUGUUGCUUCUGAGUCUGUGUGAUGAAAAAGAGAUUCAAUCUGAGAUCAAACAUUUCAGCCUGUAAGCGUGUGGAGUUUUAUGCAUCUGGUAGAACUGCAGUUAAAUUCACAGCGCUGUGCAAAAGUUUCAGACGAGUAAAGCGAUGAAGUUUGAGAAGAAGCAGUUUUUAUUUAUCAGCUGUUAACUUCAUACGAAGUGACGUGGAGAGAAACCAGAGCUCGGUGUGAGCACCCUCUGCCUUUAAAUCGGUGCUUCCGCGUCUUCGUUUAGGUAACUUUUCAGGUGGGAUGUUCCAGGAAUCCCAGCAGUUCUCAUGUGGAUUUAGGCCGCCUUGUUUUCUGGCUCUUCAUGUAAUCCCACUCACUCCAUCCGAGUUCUGCGGGUGUCGCACCAUCUGUUCCAGGACUUCUGGUUCUUGUUGGCUGGCUGUUCGGAGCCGUCAUCCUGCUGCACAAUGAAUUUGGGCUGCUUACACUGUGUCUGAUGGACGAGCAUAAACAUUAGAAACUUCUGCACAGUGCUGGUUAAUACUUUGUUACAGAUCUUCUCCUCAAUGCCUUAUGCAGAGCAGAAAAAGAUAUUUAUUCAAACAGUAAUGUGGAAUAGUACAGUAAUUUUUAUAGUCAUGACAUGGGCAGAUCUCUCCUGCAGGGGUUUUCAGACUCCUGUGCAGUCUGCAUUAUUUCAUGCC
Messenger RNA from Archocentrus centrarchus (flier cichlid), 3965 nucleotides. RefSeq lists its product as uncharacterized. Lineage: Eukaryota; Metazoa; Chordata; Actinopteri; Cichliformes; Cichlidae. Bases 476 to 1897 code for a protein of 473 amino acids. The transcript is spliced from 18 exons. The record is from RefSeq and is a predicted model, not a curated record.